UAUCAACAACAAGAGAAUGGUUUCCUGUGGAACGAGAUCAUGUCGAAAUAACCGAGUGUGGCCUUAGGGUUUCCUCAAGUAAUGUUCAUCUUGUCAUUUUCUGUUUUUGUAGAAACACAGACUUUGCAAUGACAAGGUUUCCGAUAAAAGCUCACCUUGGGAAAUGGAUACAUCUCCUCUCCCAGUGAAGGAAAACUCUUAUGUUGCCGUGGCCACGGACAGGGUUUCCGAAUAUUCCGACACAGGCUCGACAAAGAAAAUGCCGAAAAAAAUGACUCGAAAGUGGGAAGUGUUUCCUGGGAAGAACAAAUUCUGUUGUAAUGGGCGGAUCAUGAUGGCACGGAAUACUGGGAUAUUCUACUUCACUUGUAUAUUAAUCGUAGUGACAAGUGGUUUAUUUUUUGGAUUCGACUGCCCAUACCUGGCAAGAAAUGUCACCCCAGCCAUUCCAGCAUUUGGAAUUGCCCUAUUUAUUUUUGUAAUGUCUACCCUGUUCAGAACAAGUUUUAGUGAUCCGGGAGUGAUACCCAGGGCCUCGCCGGAUGAGGCUGCAGAUAUUGAGAGACAGAUAGAGGUCCCUAAUUCUACCCCAGGGACAUACCGCCCACCCCCAAGAACCAAGGAGGUAGUUAUUAAGGGACAAGUUGUCAAAUUAAAGUACUGUUUUACAUGCAAAAUAUUCCGACCGCCGCGAGCCUCACACUGCAGCCUUUGUGAUAAUUGUGUCGAGAGAUUUGAUCACCACUGCCCCUGGGUGGGGAACUGUGUUGGAAGGAGGAAUUAUCGCUACUUUUAUUUAUUUAUUCUCUCCCUAUCCAUACUUUGUAUCUAUAUAUUCGCCUGUGUGCUUACUCACCUCAUUUUACGUUCACAGGAAGACAAUUUUUUACAUGCAAUGCGAGACUCCCCUGCUAGUGUGAUAGAGGCCAUUAUCUGUUUCUUUUCUGUGUGGUCAGUGGUGGGCUUAGCAGGAUUUCAUACAUAUCUAGUAGCUUCAGAACAAACCACCAAUGAAGAUAUAAAAGGCUCCUACUCUGCAAAGAGAGGGCAGGACAAUUUCAACCCCUUCAGUCAGGGAUCUAUAUUUAGAAACUGCCUGGGUGUUUUGUGUGGUCCUACUCCCCCAAGUCUGUUAGACCGUCGAGGUUUUGUCAUCCCUGACAGUUCACAGUCACAAGGGGUAAAUGCUUCUACUGGCAAAGAGAGUAAUGCAGUCAAUGUUAAACAUGAAUAUUAUGGAUCUACUAACAAUACUAAGACUAACAAUGUGGGAACAAACACCGGUAACCAUGUGACAGGAAGUAAUGGCACGGGACCGGUGAUGAAACAGAUGAUAAGUUACCAGACAGCGGACGGGUCAAUCAACAGCCGACUCCCGCCCACCAAUGGGAACAGUUCAGUCAUAGGAUAUAAAGAUUCCCAGCAUCCGCUAAGUGUGACAUACACAGAUGUAUCAGAGGGGGGUCGCUGGAGCAGCAGAGAUCCUUACAGCAAUUCUGGGAGUCAAACACAACAGCAAUCAUUUAACACAUGAUUACACCUUGACAAUUUACAUAUGAAAUCCACUGAACCUUACUUUGUAUAUUGUAUCUGGGAAUGCUUCCUGUCUGUUUACGUUAUGUGAUAAUUUAGUUGGAUUUUAUUAUAUGAAUUUUGUUGUGUGUGUAGAGAAGAUGUAUUAUGCAUGUGACCAAAAAAAGCACAUUAAUGAUUAUGAUUGCAAAUAUAUUUAUGUGUGCUGUUUGAAAAAUUGACAUAGGAUGUACUCUAAGUACAGCCAUAUAUAUCAUGUAUAUUGUAAUUUAUUGAUAAUGUUUUGUCACUUAGAUUGUGGAACAAAUUUAUGAAAGUUAUAUAAUAUUUAAAAUCAGGUUCUGUUUAUUGCUAAAAUACAGAUUUAUUGUUGUAAAAGUGAGGGCUAAAUCUGCGUAAUGCUUUAAAAAUCAUCUAAUAUGUUUUACUUUUUCAUGAAAGAAAUUUAUGAAACAAAACCAAAUCCAUAAUUUGGGAAAAAAAUUCAAUAAAAGAUCAUGAAUAGAAUUUACCAAAUUUAGCAGAUUGCAGUUACUAUAUUGUAUCUCCAGUGUAUGUAAGAAUACAUAUAACUAUGUAAACUAUUUCACUUUAAGCUUAUAAAGCUUUUUGCAUGUAGUGGAACAAAUUUUUGAACAAGAAUUUUUUUUUUUUUUAAAUUAAGCAUAUACUUCUAUUAAGUACUCCAGAUUAGAGAUAUAAUUUUAAUUCAAAGUUUGACAGAUAAUUUGGUUAUAUAAAUCUUAAAGACAUAAUAGACUCCAGUUGUUGAAUAUUUAAUUCCUAAUGAAUGACACCACACGAAGUUUUUCAUAUAGAUUUUGGCAGGGACAAACAUUCCAGUUACUAACAUUCAAUAUUUCAGUCCAUCUUUAUUCUUUCGUAGUAGUAUCAUUAUACACCUGGUGUCUUGAUACACCUAAUGUCAUCAUACACCUAAUUCAUUCUUCCAAGAGUGCUUGUAUUUUCUGGUUGACUGCUUACAUUCAUAGAGGGAUGUCAUACUGGAGCGAGUUGUUUUGGAUGUGACAGAAGUUUUUUUUAAUUAAUCUUGUUAUCAGAAGUUUUGAUUUUAUUUUGAGUCAGAAUGCCUCUGAUCUCUGUAAUAUCUGAGAUAGCAGUGGUCAGCACUAUACAUCAUUUGUAGAUGUAUAGUGCAUGGGUAUUAGUUCAACAAAUGUGUUUUCUUAAAAAUAAUGCAGAGGUUGUUAAUUUUAAAACUUUGUUGGUAUUUAAAUGUUGACACGAACAAAAAUUUGGUCUAUGUUCUUUAUAUCCGACUACACUUUAAGAUGUAUUUGAAAUAAUGUCACAAUCCAGUCACAUUAUAAUGGUGGUGUAAGUCAGACAGGCAGGGGCUGAUAUGUAUUCCCUAUAAAAAAAAAAAGCUAGUCGCUGCUCAUUUUACAUUCAUAACAGCAUUUUAAAAUUUGAUCUGUUGAUCUCUCUGCAAAGGUCAAAUGUAACUGCAUAGGUGAUGGAGAUUUUACAUUUUAUAUGAUGAGUUUGCAGUAAUUGAGCGCCGCUGGGGCAUUUCUUUUUCACCAAUACAUACUAUUAUUAGAUCAUUUCUUAACAGUCAUACUUUUGCUUAGCUAUGAUGUUUUCCAAGCUUUUGAUUCAGUAGUUAUGAUAAAUUGUGUAGAUUUCCAAAAUUAUUGACUUGUAGGUUACUGUGCAUAUAAAUAUACUUGUAUAUGCUUAACCAUGACACAUGCAGUAAUUCAUAUCGUAAUAUGAAUAACCAGCCUGGACUUCAUGUUUAGGAGUUAUUAAAUGGCUUGUCUCUUGUCACAUUUAUUUUUAUCACUACAAUUACAUUUAUAUUUUAUCACUACAAUUACAUGAGUAAGAGUGUGUUGACAAAAAGUUAUCCGUCAAAAUCAAAUUGUUUGUAUGAUACAGUUUAUAAUUGAGAAGUAAAUGUGAUCAUCUUUAAGUUUUGUAUUCUAAGAUAUGGAAUAAACUGAUUUUUAUUUAGA
Molecule: messenger RNA, 3515 nt
Organism: Saccostrea echinata
Lineage: Eukaryota; Metazoa; Mollusca; Bivalvia; Ostreida; Ostreidae
Product: palmitoyltransferase ZDHHC14-like
Exons: 10
Coding region: 164-1534 (456 amino acids)
Biological process (GO): protein targeting to membrane; peptidyl-L-cysteine S-palmitoylation
Cellular component (GO): endoplasmic reticulum; Golgi apparatus
Molecular function (GO): protein-cysteine S-palmitoyltransferase activity
Source: RefSeq, a predicted model, not a curated record